AGCGAAGUUGAACAGGCGUGAUCGUGUGUUUAUAAACAUUAAAAUUGCAAUACCAAUCGGAUAUUUUCACAAUUUUAUACCAAUCAUUUCGUUUCACCUUGGACUUAUAUUGAAGUUUCAACUUGUUUUGUUUUUUUAAAACACUGUGUUAAAAAUACUUUUUGUUUAAAACACUGGUACAUUUAUGGGCGACGAGGAAGAAAAACCGUUUAUAAAAUGUGUCGUGGUCGGGGACGGAGCCGUCGGCAAGACAUGCAUGCUUAUGAGCUACGCCACUAACAGGUUUCCGACGGAAUAUGUACCGACGGUGUUUGAUAAUUACGCAGUCACGGUGGCGGUCCGAGGGACGUCCUACCAGCUGGGUCUUUUUGACACCGCCGGUCAGGAGGAAUAUGAAAACCUGCGGAUCCUGUCUUACCCCGAAACACAAAUAUUUCUCAUGGCGUAUUCCGUUGUAAUGCCGGAUACCAUGAGAAACUUGGAAACAAAAUGGCUACCGGAAGUGAAAACGAAAUAUCCAACCGCCGCGUUUAUAGUCGUGGGCACCCAAAUAGACCUUAGAGAGGAUGAAAAAAUUCGGCAAAAGUUACAAAAACGUAAACAAAAGCCAGUGACGCCAGAAGAAGGCGCUCGUCUAGCUAAAAGAGUGAACGCGGACUGUUACGUCGAGUGUAGCGCGUUAACGCAACAGGGUCUCAAGGACGUUUUCGACAAAGCCAUAUUGGCGGUGAUAGAACCAAAAAUAAAACGAACGGCACCUAGAAAGACACAUAAAUGUGCUAUAUUGUGAAGCUAGUGGUCUUCAUAGAUUUUUUUAUAUUGAUAUGUACAGUGCCUUGUAUUUAUGUGAUUACCAAAUUAGCAGUCUUGCAGAUAACUACAUCUACAGCAGGCCCAUGUUUCUCGAAAUUCCUUAAGUCCCUUAUAACAGGAUUAAGCAAAUGUCACAAUUUUUCUUUGUCGUUAAUUCACAUAGUGUUAACUUCAUUAAGAAUUAUAAGUCUAUAAAUAGGAAAUACUUUUAUGGUUAUCACAAUAAACCAUAUCUUAUUUAUAAAAAUCUAAUUUAAGUAACUAUUUUAAGAAGUUUCGAGAAAUUGGGGCCAGCUGAGCAUUAAAUGCUGCCAAAAGAUUAAAAUUAUAGUGGUAUAAAACACUCUCAUGGAUAAUUCCUAGUAGAAGCACGUUGCAGCUUGUAAUACUUAGUCCAAGCAUUAAAUGCUUUCAAAAGAUUAAAAUAAUAGUGGUAUAAAACACUCUGAUGGAUUUUCAUAGUAAAAGCACUUAAUUGCUAAAUACAUCUGAGCAUUAAAUGCUGCCAAAAGAUUGGUGUAAUAGUGGUAUAAAACACUCUGAUGGACUUUCCUAGUAAAUGCACUUUGUGGCUAACUACAUCUGAGCAUUAAAUGCUGCCAAAAGAUUAAAAUAAUUGUUGUAUAAAACAAGUUGAUAGACGCAUAAUGUCAAUAUCAUUGAUUGGUUCCUUUCUAGUAUAUUGUUCAAGAAUUGCAAUUCUUUGCACAUAAAUCGUAAUGAUUGUAAUAACACUUUUGAUAACAUUACUUUUCUAUGGUAUUUACCCUAAGGCUAUUUCAGACCAAGCGUUCACUUACAAUAAGCAAUAACCGUAUAAACACAAUGGGGCGACUUAUAUUAAGGCCAAAUAAAAAUAAUGGUGUGGUUCCUGUUACGUUCUGAAACACAAUAACAGAAACAACUGCAACAACAACAACAACUACAACAACAACAUCAGGCUAGGAAAUUAGGCAAAAUAUUUUAUUUUUGACAAUUAUUUUUAUUUUGUACAAAGUAGUUUGAUAUAUAUUGGAAGUCUCGUCAAUACAGCAUAGACAAAUAUAAUUAUAUUUUAUGUGCAAAUAUAACAAUAAAAUGUAUUGUCAAUCGAAGUAUAAGUACUAUACUAUAAUAGUUAAAACACAAUUCGAUUUGCAAUAAAGGUAUGAUAUACACUCAACAUAAAAUGUGAUAACUAUAUACUAGUAUAAUUGUUCACAAUAAGAAACUGAAAACGAAAUACUAACCUUAGCAAACACAUAAUAAAUAAUGAUAAAGAAUUGGAACACGGAAAAUAACAAUCACUAUCACAGUAUGUAAUUCAUUGUAUUGUUUAUAUACAAACACAUUCUGACAUUAAUUUUGCAAAAAAAGUAACACAUUACAAGUAAACUGAAAUACUUUGUACGAAUAAUAGAUCCGCAUGUUUAAUAUUUCCAGUGAUAAUAGAUAUAAGUUUUUUACCAGUUAAGGUAUGAGCGUAGGGACUCAAUAUAAUUGUUGUCAGGACUCACAAUAAGAUUCGUCGGGACUCACAAUAAGGGUCGUCGGGACUCACAAUAAGGGUCGUCGGGACUCACAAUAAGAGUCGUCGGGACUCACAAUAAGGGUCGUCGGGACUCACAAUUAGGGUCGUCUGGACUCACAAUAAGGGUCGUCGGGACUCACAAUAAGAGUCGUCUGGACUCACAAUAAGGGUCGUCGGGACUCACAAUAAGGGUCGUCGGGACUCACAAUUAGGGUCGUCUGGACUCACAAUAAGGGUCGUCGGGACUCACAAUUAGGAUCGUCUGGACUCACAAUAAGGGUCGUCGGGACUCACAAUAAGGGUAGUCGGGACUCACAAUAAGGGUCGUCGGGACUCACAAUAAGGGUCGUCGGGACUCACAAUAAGGGUCGUCGGGACUCACAAUUAGGGUCGUCGGGACUCACAAUAAGGGUCGUCGGGACUUACAUUAAGGAUCGUCGGGGCUCAAAAUAUGGGCUCGUCAGGGCUCAAAAUAAGGGCUCAUCGGGGCUAAAAAUAAGGGUCGUCGGCACUCAAAUUAAAGGUCGUCCGGGCUCAAAAUAAGGGUCGUCGGCACUCAAAUUAAGGGUCGUCGGCACUCAAAAUAAGGGCUCGUCAGGUAACCGGAACCACAUUUUUAUUUGUUAGGCUUAUGACAUUUUAAUUGAAUUUGUCAAGUUUUAUUUUAUUUGUUUGGAUACAGUGUCAAAGUGCAUCGACCAUAAAAAACUUUCGCGGGUUUAGCUUAAUUUUACGCCGUUGUAACUGCUGACAUGUGUACUUUAAAUUGGAGAUAUAACCAUGUUUGUUUAAUCUUAAUUUUCUCAUGUACUUUAAAUACCUCGUCUAUCGUAUUGUGUUCAAAGCUUUUGAUUAAUUUAAAAAAAACAAAACGUUUUUAUAUUAAAUUACCAAAACUUGGUUAAGUAUUAUAAUAACAGACAAAGCAACAUGUCGCCAUUUAAAGCUGCACUCUCACAGAUUUACUGUUUUGACAACCUUUUUCGUCUCGGAAUAAGCCAAUUUUUAAGUUAAUAUCUGAAAGCAAUUGAUAUAAGAAUGCUGACAAAAGAUCAGAUCUCACUUUUUCGCAUUUUUACGUUGGAAAACUAAUGUUAGCUUUAAGAACAAUGCAUGAAGUAUUAUUUUUGAACGUAAAUAUGAAGACCUGCGACCUGAUUUUUUGUCAGCAGUCUUAUAAUAUCACUGGUUUCCAUGCAUUUUCGCAAUAAAAUUGCUCGUUUCAUGUCAAAAAAUAAAACGAAGUUGUCAAAACGUCCAAUCUGUGAGAGUGCAGCUUUAAAAUUCUUAUGAAUGUUUUUAUUAUACUAACUUAACUUAUUUCAAUCAAAUUAUUAGUUAAAAACAAUUAUUAUGAUAAUAACACUCUUUAUAGUAAUGUAAUUGUCCCAGGUAAAAUACAACUAAGAGAUACCGACAUUCAAAUCAUGUACAGGUAGUUAUUUGAAAAAGCUUCAUACAAACAGAGUGCAAUAUUAAUUUCCCCUUACUAAGUACAUAUAGAUAUUUUAUAUUUCUCUUGAGCUUUUCAAUAUCACCAUUAUAAUAUCAAACUUACAUACGUGCACAUUUUCUCCCAUUGUUUGUAGAAAGCAGUCGAUCUCAAUUUAUCAUCUAUGCAGGUUAUAUUAUAAGCAAUUAAUGAAGUUAUAAUUAGCAUUUCGUACAGCCAUGCUAUCUGCAUGUUGUAUAGUCAUGUUACAUGCAUUUUGUUUAACCCUGCAAUCUAUGAUUUACCAGCUGAGGCCAAACCAAUUUGAUUCUGUGUUUAGCGUCAUUUGGCUGGCAUGGUUUUGGGUCUUUGACUCCAAGAAAAAUCAACACAAUAAAAUGUACCUGUAUACUAACUUAUUAUUCCACAGUGAAUAUAUUUGAAAACAUCCUGUAGUAAACUUUUAGGCAAAAACUGUUGGUCAAAACGUCAAAAAAGGUUAACUAAAGUAAACUAUUUGUACAAAUCGUUGAGUUAACUCUUAAGGCCAAAACGUCAAGUGAACUAUUUGUUCUAGAGAAACAACCUUUUUCAAAUGUUAUUAAAGCUUAUAUAGUAAUCGAGCAGCGAUGCCAACCAUUUAAAAAAGAAAAAAAAGUGAACACUCGCUAUGUCGAAGUACUUCGGGAAAAUUUCGAGAUAACGAACGUUCGAAAUAAACGAAACACAACAAAUGUACAUCUAAACCUAGCACAUUUGAAAAACAAGUUCGACAUAACCAUACCAUCGAGAUAUAAGUGUUCGACUUAACGAGAUUCGACUGUAUCUUUAGUAAUUUAUGAAUUUUCAAGUGUCAAUUGUUGUCUUUCAGUGUAAGUUGGUCAGGGUUGCUAUUUGGUAUUGGUCUUAAAUGGCUCUAAGAACGAUAUAGCUAAUCGGAUUACGUGAUAUAAAUAACUGACCUAUAUAGUUACUUUAGUCAAUAAUGUAUGGCCACAAGUUGCAUAUUGAAUACCACCGCAGCUUGCAUUUUGAGCGCCUGUAGCCCACUGUAAGGCACUGGAUUAAGUAUCCUGAGUUAAUCUAUUGGAUAGUGUGCAUAAAAAAGCAAUUUGAUUGGUCAACAGUAAAUACUGGAUUGAAUUAUUGACCAACCAAUAAAUAUUUCGACUAACUUAAACCAAACCUAAGAAUUAACAUUUGGUGCUGAUGUAUAUUAAAAAAAAUAUCUCCAAGAGGUUGAAUUAAGUAUAGUUUGCUUGACUGUUUUUUCCUGUAAGUCACACGUUUUAAAAUUGGAACCGGACAAAAAACACAAGAUCAAGCUGGUUUGGCCUGAGCUAUUUUUAGCAAUCUGACAGGAGGAAUUUGUGGGCGAAUUGUUGUUCCUAAAGCAUGCACUAUGAGUUGUUGCUAAGAAUUAGAGUCUGUGUCAUUAUGGCAGUCCAGAACUAACUUGAAUGCGAUUAAUUUAUAUGUACCUCUUUUCCACAAAAUAAGCAUGCGUCAGUCUGACUGAAGUACCCUGAUUUUCCUGGCUGGUGCGAAUGUAAAUUUAGAAAAUGAUUUUAAUCAGAUUGAAAAUGCGUUUAACAUCUGCAUACUUUAACUUUAUUUGUAUUCCUAAUUCUCUGGGUUUUUGUUUUGUUUUACGUGUUUGAUGUGUUCAAACCAUAGGUGGUAAUAUCAAUCAGAGUUUGGGAUUUCUUCCAUCAUCUCUCACUGAUUUACUGCCACCUAUGGUACAAAAGUAUGACUUGAAAGCGUCUUAGUACCACUUAACUGAAAUUAUUGCAAAAAAACCUAGUCUUGUUAAAUAUGGGUACCAGUCUAAGAUAUAAGGUUAUAAUAACUUUAUAUAUUGCCAUUCCUUGAAUUGUUUAUGCAGUUUACUUUUGUUUCCAAAAGUAUAUAUUUGCUUUAAAUUUGUUACACCACCCACUAACUGGGUCAGCCACUGUUUAUAUCUACCGCUUCACCUGAUUAAAUCAAUACCGGCUGACUGCUGAUUUACUGAAAAAAAAUGUUUUGUAAUAUUUGAGAAAUACCGACUUCUCAUUGGACAAAAUAUAAUGUUGACCACUAAUAACAUUUUGGUUGUCAGAAUAAUAGUGUAGGAUGUGAUAACGCCUAGAGCUUGAGUAAAUGCAAGAUUCAGUGUAAAAUGUACAAUAACAACAUGUUUUGCCAGGUUCUUAUAAAACUGCAAACUUGUGCUCAUUGUCUGAUCGAAACUAUUUUCUUCUUCAUGAUUUGUAAAUUGCCAAAUUCUUUGUGGUUUACUUACAUCAUUUUUGUCAUUAUCUUUGAUGAUAACAGGAAAAUGCGUUGUUGCUAUUGCUAAUGUCAUCAUUAAAUGUUUUUUUACUGAAAUAAACUUUAAAAAGAA
Mya arenaria is the source of this 6144-nucleotide messenger RNA. RefSeq names its product cell division control protein 42 homolog. The transcript is spliced from 3 exons. Gene Ontology annotation, biological process: small GTPase-mediated signal transduction. NCBI's taxonomy places the organism in Eukaryota, Metazoa, Mollusca, Bivalvia, Myida, Myidae. Gene Ontology annotation, molecular function: GTP binding; GTPase activity. The record is from RefSeq and is a predicted model, not a curated record. The coding region runs from base 185 to 790 and encodes 201 amino acids.